AUGCCUAUUGCGUUACAUGAUUCCUUGAUAGCAUUCAUUGUGCUGUGCCUGGUGGUCCUCUCGGUGCGCGCCAAAUCCAUCGACGCCAAACAACCGUUCGCACCAAUGUCUCCCGAGCAACGGAUGUGGCUGAACCCGUGUGGAUACCCUUCGCCGUACGAGAUCACAAUCAACACGCCCAUCAACAAUGUCGAUUUUUCAAAGAUGCGCGACCAGGUGAACACCUCCCUCGGAACGGUUGAAGUGUCCAUUCGAAAUUAUACGAAGACUAUUUUCGGAGUUCCUAUGGACCGCCACCAUACGACAUGGGAAGGCAGGGACGAGCCUUGGAUCUACAAUGAUGAUUUGCGCAUACCGAAAAAGUUCCAAAACAACAUCGUUGACACGAUCUACAUGCGCAUCUCGUACAUGUCGAUUCAGGAAGCAACGAGAGACUUCUAUCGGCUUCUAAGGGACUCAUACCGACGGUACAUUCGCCUUGCGAAGGGUAUCGAGAAAAUGAAGGAAGACCUGGAAAAUAUCCACAACAGGUCGAAGUAUAAGAAGUUCGAAAUCGAGCUGCUGAACCAAGUGCGGGAAGAGGUUCGCCAAAGUCUGCAACAGGUGCUGUGCGAAAUCUUCGAGGUGUUGGUGGUUAUCGAUAAGAAGUUUCUCUUCCAAAUACUGAAAGAGGAACACUCAAUAGACAUCAACGAUUCAUACUUGGACGAGAGCGAACGUAAAUUGCGCGACUGGACCAUAUACAGGGAACUGAUCAACCAGCUAGAAUACAUUAUACAGUACAUGAAAGCGUUGGAGCAACGUCGAUCCGUAAGUGGCAGUGAAUCGAAGGAGCAAGGCACAAACUAA
This is a messenger RNA of Anopheles cruzii, 849 nucleotides long. RefSeq lists its product as uncharacterized. NCBI's taxonomy places the organism in Eukaryota, Metazoa, Arthropoda, Insecta, Diptera, Culicidae. The transcript is spliced from 3 exons. Bases 1 to 849 code for a protein of 282 amino acids. The record is from RefSeq and is a predicted model, not a curated record.